Molecule: messenger RNA, 1126 nt
Organism: Peromyscus eremicus (cactus mouse)
Lineage: Eukaryota; Metazoa; Chordata; Mammalia; Rodentia; Cricetidae
Biological process (GO): virion assembly
Source: RefSeq, a predicted model, not a curated record
AUGGGACAGACUGUCACCACCCCCUUGAGCCUCACGCUUGCCUCCUCCCUUUACCCUGUUCUCCCACGAAAGGAUCCCCCUAAGACCCCUGUCCUUCCCCCUGACCCCAAUACACCUCUUAUUGACUUCCUGACAGAGGACCCACCGCCAUACCCGGGGAAUCGGGGAACAGGGGAACAGGCGGCCCCCUCAGCGGCGCCAGAACCCCCGGCGGCCCCCGCAGCGGCACCAGAACUGCUGGCGGCUCCCUCCUCUCCGGCUCCCUCCACUCCGACUCGCUCCUCUCCGGCUCCCUCCCCAAUUGCCGGUCGCCUCCGAGGAAAGCGCAAAGAACCAGCUAAAGAAUCCAGGGCCUUCCCCCUCUGGGAGGGCCCCAAUCACCAGCUCCAAUACUGGCCAUUUUCGGCCUCUGAUCUUUACAACUGGAAGCAGCAUAAUCCUCCUUUCUCUAAGGACCCUGUUGCCUUGACUAACCUGAUUGAGUCCAUUUUAAUGACCCACCAGCCUACGUGGGAGGAUUGUCAGCAGUUAUUGCAGACCCUCCUGACUGUGGAGGAGAAGCAGCGAGUCUUCUUGGAGGCUCGGAAGCAGGUUCCUGGAGACGAUGGAAGACCCACCCAAUUGCCUAAUGCAGCCUUUCCCCUCACCCGCCCGAACUGGGACUUCAUGACCCCAGAAGGUAGGGAGAACCUACGUCUCUAUCGCCAGUUGCUCUUAGCGGGUCUCCGGGGGGCUACUAGACGCCCUACCAAUUUGGCUCAGGUUAGAAAUGUGAUUCAGGGAAAGGAUGAGACACCGGCAGCAUUCUUAGAAAGACUCAGAGAAGCCUAUAGGAUGUAUACCCCGUAUGAUCCAGAAGAUCCAGGACAGGCGCCAGGCGUCAUCUUGUCUUUCAUCUAUCAGUCAAGUCCAGAUAUAAGGGCCAAAUUACAGAGACUAGAGGGAUUGCAUUCAUUCAGUUUGUUAGAUUUAUUGAAAGAAGCAGAGAAAAUGUUUAAUAAAAGAGGGGAGAGCAAUGUGGAUGGACGUGGAAAGGUUAAAGAAAAGACAAUAGAGAAGAGAGCAAGAGAGAAGAUGGGAGUAGAAAAUGGAGGGACGUGGAAUGGAUAAACAGAAGAGGUCAUAG